This is a messenger RNA of Megalopta genalis, 841 nucleotides long. The record is from RefSeq and is a predicted model, not a curated record. NCBI's taxonomy places the organism in Eukaryota, Metazoa, Arthropoda, Insecta, Hymenoptera, Halictidae.
AUGCACGAGCUGCAGCAAGGGAGUACCAACGCCGAUUUCCUGGACGAAGAGCGCCGNUCAAUAUUGUUUUUCAGUGUGUUUAUUGCAAGAAUACUGAAUUUUUUUGAUAAUAAUUCAGCAGCGAGUGUUGAUAAUGCCUCAUAUGAACUAAAGUUAUCACGAUCGACUGUAUGGCGAACUCUCCACUCUGAUAAUAGACAUCCGUAUCAUUACACAAGGGUACAAGAGUUUCUACCGGCUGAUUAUGAAAACCAAUUGGAAUUCUGUCAGUGGUACGUGUGUGCAGUGCAACAAGAUAAUUUGUUUCCAUCAAAAGUAUUGUGGACUGAUGAAUCGACGUUUACAAGAGGAGGACUUUUUAAUGUGCAUAAUAAUCAUGUACGGGCAAGAAGAAAUCCACAUGUGACGCAAACAGUUGCUUUUCAACAUCAAUUCAAAUGCAAUGUAUGGGCAGGCCUGUACAAUGAUAUGACAGUAGGGCCUUAUUUUCUACCGAAUCGGUUGACCUCAACGGAAUUUCUGAAUUUUCUAAAAAACGAAUUAUCGUAUCUUUUGGAAGAUGUGCCAUUGUAUUCUGUGCAAAGGAUGUGGAUGCAAUUGGAUGGUUGUCCGGCACAUUACGGAACACAAAUUCGGCAAUGGCUAAAUAAUCGGUUUCCUCAAAGAUGGAUAGGUCGGGAUGGGUCAAUCUCUUGGCCACCAAGAUCGCUCGAUCUUACGCCACUCGACUUUUAUCUGUGGGGAACUUUGAAAGAGUACGAAUAAAUUCAUGUCAUGAAUUGAUUCAAAAAAUUAAUGAUGCGUUCAAUGAAAUGAAAGAGAAUAAAAAUGAAAUUCGCAC